Messenger RNA from Fukomys damarensis (Damara mole-rat), 1198 nucleotides. RefSeq names its product TNF receptor superfamily member 13C (gene Tnfrsf13c). Gene Ontology annotation, cellular component: external side of plasma membrane. The record is from RefSeq and is a predicted model, not a curated record. The coding region runs from base 17 to 595 and encodes 192 amino acids. Gene Ontology annotation, molecular function: signaling receptor activity. The transcript is spliced from 4 exons. Gene Ontology annotation, biological process: T cell costimulation; positive regulation of T cell proliferation; tumor necrosis factor-mediated signaling pathway. NCBI's taxonomy places the organism in Eukaryota, Metazoa, Chordata, Mammalia, Rodentia, Bathyergidae.
GGCCAACCAGGACAACAUGGGCCUCGGGACUCGGAACCCAGUCCCAGCUGUGCAGUGGCCCCUCAGCACCAUGGGACCAGGGGCAAGGAGGCUGAAGGGCAUGAGUGGCCCGGGGCCCAUGCGCUGUAUCCAGGCCCAGUGCUUCGACCAGCUGAUCCGCCAUUGCGUGGCCUGCAACCUCCUCCGCACACCAGAGCCCAGAGCUGCAGGGGCGAGCAGCCAGGUGCCUGGGACAGCACUGCAGCCGCAGGAGUCGGUGGGCGUGGUGGCCUCCGAGGUCGGGCUGCCCCUGCCAGGGCUGCUCUUUGGGGCCCCUGUGGUGCUGGGCCUGGCCCUGGCCCUGGCCCUGGUCCUGAUGGCCCUGGUGAGCUGGAGGUGGCAGCAGCGCAGGACCCUGGAAGCUCCAGAAGGAAGCCAGGAAGAGCACCUGGACAAUGUCUAUGUCCCCUCGCCGGGAACCCCUGAUGCCUCAGCUCCCGAACCCAGAGAACACCUGGCCACCACCUCACCCAGCCACAGUGUCCCUGUACCUGCCACAGAGCUGGGUUCCACUGAGCUGGUGACCACCAAGACGGCUGGCCCGGAGCAGCAAUAGCCACAGAGGGGACAGGAGGGGACCUCGUCCUACUUCCAGACCUUUGACCUGGGGCUUGGAAACGAUUCAGAGCCUCACCCCCAGGCCCAACAGCCCUUUGCCUGGGAACUGGGCUGCUUCUAGGCACAGACACCAUGGGCCUCAGUGUGCAGCUGCUGUGAGUGGUCGCCUCUGGCUUCUGGCUUAGGACCACAGGCCUCUGACAGGCCUUGAAGAUCACAUCUGAGCUCCUGAGCUGUCGGGCGGCUGGAUGUGCUCUGGUUUGGAUGCGGUCGAGUGUGCACCCCAAGGCUUCACGCGUCUGGGUUUUGCCCCCAUUGCAAGGUAUUAAAAGGGUGAAAACUUGAUCUGACUUCAGUGUUCAGAGGGGCACCUCCGGAAGGUGACAAGGGUGAUGGCUGUGAGUGCACUCGGGUUGCUUUGCAAGAAGAAACCAGAACAGAUUGUGCCUCCAUGAGACUCAACCAACAAGGUCAGCGUUUCUGGAUGUGGACCCUUAAACUGCUUCAACUGUGAGCUAAAUAAAGAAAGCGUAGCCAGGGUUGUCAUCCCAACUACUUGGGAGGCUGAGGCAGGAGGAUCACAAGUUCUAGACCUACCUGU